Molecule: messenger RNA, 1297 nt
Organism: Seriola dumerili (greater amberjack)
Lineage: Eukaryota; Metazoa; Chordata; Actinopteri; Carangiformes; Carangidae
Product: small membrane A-kinase anchor protein-like
Exons: 2
Coding region: 60-374 (104 amino acids)
Molecular function (GO): protein kinase A regulatory subunit binding
Source: RefSeq, a predicted model, not a curated record
UCGGAGAGGAGCUGCUCCACAGCAGACGAAGUCGACUGUUCCUCCGGUGUCUCUGUGAAAUGGGAUGUAAUGAGUCCAGGUGCUGGUCUCGCUCCUGUCCAGACAAACAGAAGGAGGCCGUCAUCCUCAAACAAGGAGAUGAGAGGAAAGCCUUUCUGGAGGACGUGAAGGAGACUGAACGUCUCGUCGGUCCGGAGGAGACGGCAGCUGAUGUCUGCUCACUGGACCUUCCUCCGGUCGGGAAACAGAUCCUGGAUUUAGCUCAGAAGAUGUCGGAGGAUAUCGUUGCUCAGGCGCUGCAGCUCUGCUGGGAGGUGGAGAUCCGAUACAAGGACCUGCCUUUCAUUGACAACGAGUGUGAUUAUGUCAUAUGACAAAAUGAAGGGAAGUUUUCCACUGAACCAGGAGCUAAUAUGUGUUUUAGCUGCUGUUCACAUCCUGCUGUCUGAUCCUGUGGUGCUGGAGGAAUGUGGCUUCUCUUCAGUCUCUGUCUGCAACAUGUCAUCACCUCACAACACUGCAACACGCCUCAGUCUGUGGCAGCCACCACAAUAGUUCACAGCAGAACUUUCCCACAGUUAAAGAGUAUUUUACAGUAAAAACUGGAGUCAUCUUGUUUGUGUCUGCAGCAAAACUGAAGCUGAAAAUGUUAUUAAUGAAAUCAUAAGAUUCGAUGCUCACUCAUUUACUUAAAAGAAACAGGAGGAAACAGUGCAUUUGUCGGGGACUAUUUUCAGCGGCGGAUUAAUCCACAUUUGCCGCUCUUUGAGUAUUUGGUGGCAGCAGGACGGUGUGUGUUCAUGAUGAAGGAACGUGUGUCACAGUGUAACAGUUCCCUCCUGCUGCCACUUGGUGUCACCAGUGAUUAUUUUUUCUUCUAAAUCUGGUUUCUGAACGAAUCAAGUUCCCACACAGGAGAAUUCAAUGCAUUGUUCUGGUCAAUGCAAUGAAUUCUCCACUAAUAAAACCUGAGGAGAAUCAGGGGCAGGCAUCGCAGAGAUGAAUCAUGUUGCACGGUGUCUCUGUCAGAAGCGACAGCACCGAUCAUUUCCUGUGAGAACGUGACGUGUGUCAGACACCUGUUGGACAGGACGACCCCGUCGCUCGUCAUGUUUACCCUGCAGAGUUUGUGUGGACAUGAAAACAGGAGAGGAGGCUGGUCGGGGUUAAGUCAAUGUUUUCCCGCUCGGCCUUUCACGUGUGUUUUGGCAGCAGAGGAGGAAGAAGAGGACGGAUUCAACUUUACUUUGCUCACACAGAGAGAAACAUGCAGGAACUGCCUCACUGGAGACACUCG